UUUGUGCUGUCUGAACACAUGCUAGGCUAAAGAGAGCUCUUCCGUUAUUUUUUAAAGGAAAAUUUCCAACAAAAAAACAUGAUGGGUCAAACUUUACGGAAAUGUAGUGACAAAAGAUAGUGUUUUUUUUUUCAUAGAAAUUCAACGGGUAAUUAAUAAAAUUAAAUGAGUUCAAUUUAAAAGUAACUAGAGUUAGAUUUUCUGUCGUUCUAUUUCGUGUUAAGUAAAGUUGUGAGCAUUAAUUUUUAGAUACAGUUAUAGAAAUAUUCAUUUGGAUUUGCAUAUUAAAAAAACAACUUUACAGGAUCACGUGACACUUUAUGUUACAAACACCAUUGAUCAACAGAAGACACCUUUACAUUCAGACACCAUGAUGAAAUUGGAGAUCAUUUGUUGCUUGCUUGCGUUCACUGGCACACGUUUAAAGAAUGGGGCUGAAGCUCAGCAGAAUGGACUGGUCACCAUCAUGGACGGCCGGGUCAACCUCACGCUUAAGGCGAGCGGGCUAGUCGAGCUGUCCUGGUGUUUAUGUCACAUGACACUAGUCACCUGCACUACAAAAACAUCGCAUAUCGCGGAUUCAACCAAGCGGAAACGAGCCUCUAUUCAAACAACGAAGACGAUGACAUCACAUCAGGUGUACCGGACCCUAACCUGUAACAUCACCUCACCCGAGGAGGGUCACCAUAUCCACAUCUCGUGUCGUCGGGCUAGGGAUUUGGUACACCACGAUGGCCGUCCUCCUUUACGACAUGUUCGAGUAAAAUUACAUCCGCCGGUGAAAGUCAAACAAGGCGCGGACGUCCAAGACGUUUGUGAUUUUUACCGUGCUUCGACAGGUUCUGGUUCCCACUUUUCAAGGAACCUUGUACAGCAAAGUUCGGUUCCCUCGAGAUAUAAUUCGAAGGAAGAAUUUAAAAGAAGGUCGCAUUUAAACUUUACGGAGAAAACGAAAAUAACAAAGAACAUCUCCAAUACGACGCCAUUGAUGUUUAGAAGAAGACAAGAAACAAAGUCACGAGGAGAUGUUCUUCACACUUUGAGCCCUCUUACACAAGUACGUCAUACAUCAGUACGUUACACACAAGUACGUCAAACACCAAUGCGUCCCACACCCAUACGUAUACCAACAACACGUCCCACACCCAUACGUAUACCAACAACACGUCACACACCCAUACGUCAACCAACAACACGUCACACACCCAUACGUCAACCAAUACGUCAACCACGAAUGCGUCACACACCAAUACGUCAUACACCAACACGUCACACACCUAUACGUCAACCACCCACACAUAAAACAUUAAGACCUCACAUACCGCGACGUAACACCCCAACUCCUCAAAUUCCCAUACGUCCCUCACUAACACGUCCCCCACCAAGACGUCCCACACCUGUACAUCUCCCCAUCAAACAUCUCCAAUCAAGACGACACAAACGUCACGCAAACGUCAACUCCGACCACCACACCGACGACAUCCUGCAUAGAAACAGCCGCACGAAUGCUGUUCGUGUCGUGGAAACGGUAUUAGGGCUGUUCCUGUUCGGUGCUGUUUCUCUCGCCGUGGGCUGCGCUGUUUGUUCAAAUAAACAGAAACCCACGGUCCAGGAUGACGUGGAGGAACCGGAACCGGAAGUGACCACCGGAUGUCUCUCUUAUACAUGCGCUCGCAGACGUCAAUGCCAGGGUUCCUUGCUAUCCUGCUGCGCUGCCUUCUGCCAGAGAAUACAAACAAGUCGAUACUUCCAAUGGUGUCAACGACACGACAAUAACAAUACCACACAACAAACCAACACACCCACCAGAACAUCUGGCAAUACGCAAGUCAAAACCGGAAGUGAUAAUUUCAAAAUUCAGAUCCACAUUGGACCCGAGACCAAUAGCUACUGUGAGAUCGAUAUUUGCAGCCUUGAGGACAACCCGGAGUCUCCUGGGACGGAUGGCUCCAAAUCUCCCAACGGACAAGUCAGCCGCGCUAUGUCUGAACCUGGUAAAUCCAAAUACAAGACUUACUCCCAAGAUCGUGUUAUCAACACAAGCAAAGCUCGUAACCAAGGCAACCAAGGAUCUGAGAUCGGCGCCGGCGUACAAGACAUGCAUUACUGCUCGUCGGAAAUUGCCGUAAAAAGCCGGAGUUCUCCGAGUCUGGCCGUAAACUCAGGGACCAAGUACUCAACGUUAGGGGAGAUCACCAGGGUCCAUAACUCGCACUACAACGUCACGCCGGUCACGCAGAAUAACCGGAAGUCGAAGAAACGGGUUAUGAUCCGCGCGAACACCGCACCGAAGGAGAUCUACUCUCUGGCUCAGCCCAUGUUGGAGCCGGACGGAGCCGGAAGCGACCGGAGAUCCACGGAUGACAUCGCCUUGCCGUCGAGAGUCGCCAACAAAUCGAGCCCCGAUUACAACAAUAGUGAAUCCGACGACACCGGGUUGUAUGCGGUACAAGAAAAUGUCUACGCCGAUCCGGUGAGCUUGUACGAUACCCCUAAGUCGAUACCAAGUAAUGUUUAUUUUGAGCUGGAGAAAUGUGGAGACACUUGACUUUACUGCAGCAGUAAGGGAAACUUUGACAGAUUAUUCUCAGAAAAACAAUAAAAAUAUAAAACAAUGAAGGAAACUUAGACAAAAUAUUCUCAGAAAAUCAAUAAAAAUAUAAAACAAUGUACUAUAAAUAAAAAGUUCAAAACAAAUACAACAAGAAACUUGUUGAUUGUAAGUCUCGGUAAGAUGAAUAAGAAAACAGAUUUGGCCCAGGAUGUGAACGUUGUCUAGUUGAUUGUGAAGACAGGUCCACACACAAGUCAGGUCAACGUCCCAGAGUUCACCCAGCUCUAAUGGGAAAGUAAAAGAGCCUGGGCUUAGUAUUGACAACACUAUCCCUUCAAAGGUCGAGGUCACAGAAACAGGUGAACUCUACUUCACUUGGCCGAUUGGUCCGUGAUGUUCGUAAAGGAAACUUUACUUUUUACAAACAUUACAGACCAUGACAAAAAUAUCAUUUCAAAUUACUAUCUAUUUAUCGUUACUUGUUUUAAUUUAUUAUAAAAUUAAUACAUUUUUUAUUCUAUGCACGUUACUAUAACGUCGUUCUCAUUUUAGGGAUAU
Messenger RNA from Physella acuta, 3112 nucleotides. RefSeq lists its product as uncharacterized. Lineage: Eukaryota; Metazoa; Mollusca; Gastropoda; Physidae. The record is from RefSeq and is a predicted model, not a curated record.